Molecule: messenger RNA, 1569 nt
Organism: Pteropus alecto (black flying fox)
Lineage: Eukaryota; Metazoa; Chordata; Mammalia; Chiroptera; Pteropodidae
Gene: ENPP6
Product: ectonucleotide pyrophosphatase/phosphodiesterase 6
Exons: 8
Coding region: 86-1408 (440 amino acids)
Source: RefSeq, a predicted model, not a curated record
GAAGAGAGAAUAGCUACAGAUUCUCCAUCCUCAGUCUUUGCAAGGGGACGGCUGUGCCAGCCAGCUCAGGCAGGCUCCUGGCAGCAUGGCAGUGAAGCUCGGGGCCCUCCUGCUGGUCCUUGCACUCAGCCUGGCACAGCCAGCCUCCGCCCGCCGGAAGCUCUUGGUGUUUCUGCUGGAUGGUUUUCGCUCAGACUACAUCAGUGAUGAGGCCCUGGAGUCCUUGCCUGGUUUCAAAGAGAUUGUGAGCAGAGGAGUCAAAGUGGAUUACUUGACCCCAGACUUUCCCAGUCUCUCUUAUCCCAAUUACUACACCCUUAUGACUGGCAGACAUUGCGAGGUCCAUCAGAUGAUCGGGAACUACAUGUGGGACCCCAGCACCAACAAGUCAUUUGACAUCGGCGUCAACAGAGACAGCCUGAUGCCUCUCUGGUGGAAUGGGUCAGAACCUCUUUGGAUCACUCUGAUUAAGGCCAAAAGGAAGGUCUACAUGUACUACUGGCCAGGCUGUGAGGUUGAGAUUCUUGGUGUCAGACCCACGUACUGCCUAGAAUAUAAAAAUGUCCCGACGGAUAUCAAUUUUGCCAAUGCAGUCAGUGAUGCUCUCGACUCCUUCAAGAGUGGCCGAGCCGACCUGGCAGCUAUAUACCAUGAGCGCAUCGACGUGGAAGGUCACCACUAUGGCCCCUCGUCACCUCAGAGAAAAGACGCCCUGAAGGCCGUGGACACCGUCCUGAAGUACAUGACCAAGUGGAUCCAGGAGCGGCAGCUGGAGGACGACCUCAAUGUCAUCAUCUUCUCUGAUCAUGGAAUGACUGACAUUUUCUGGAUGGAUAAAGUGAUUGAGCUGAAUAAAUACAUCAACCUGAAUGACCUGCAGCAAGCAAAGGACCGAGGGCCCGUUGUAAGCCUUUGGCCCGCGCCUGGGAAAUAUUCUGAGAUAUAUAACAAACUGAGAACAGUGGAACAUAUGACUGUCUACGAGAAAGAAGCCAUACCAAGCAGGUUCUAUUACAAGAAAGGGAAAUUCGUCUCUCCUUUGACCUUAGUGGCCGAUGAAGGAUGGUUCAUAACUGAGAAUCGAGAGAUGCUUCCAUAUUGGAUGAACAGCACUGGCAAGAGGGAAGGCUGGCAGCGUGGGUGGCAUGGAUAUGACAACGAGCUCAUGGAUAUGAGGGGCAUCUUCUUGGCCUUUGGACCUGAUUUCAAAUCCAACUUCAGAGCCGCUCCGAUCCGAUCCGUGGACGUCUACAACGUCAUGUGCAACGUGGCAGGCAUCGCCCCUCUGCCCAAUAACGGGUCCUGGUCCAGGGUGAUGUGCAUGCUGAAGGGCCAGGCCGGCUCCGCUCUGUCGGUCCCGCCCAGCGGCUGUGUACUGGCCUUGAUUCUCCUCUUGCUGUUUCACUAGCUGCUCCUUUGUUGUCCCAAACACUCAGCCAAGCGACCUCCGCAGUGGAAAGGUUUUCAUUUUCUAUUUGGAUAAUAGUUUUAUUAACACAGUCAAGGCCACAGAAAUUAUAAAUAUAUUAUUCUUGGAUGAUUCCAUACAGAAAAUCCCUGCUUCUUAAA